CCGCGUUCAUUCUCCGGUGCUUCCUCUCGAGCGACAGCAGGCAUUUCUCCUCCCGGUGUCCCCGCAUCUCCGAUCCGUGCGCUGCCGCGAUUCGGUAACCUAGGUCACCGACCGACAUGGCGUCCGUGGGAAGUGGUCAGUCCGGUGUCUCGGUCACCAAGAUUACCAAAGCGAGAGGGAAAAUGGUGAAGCCGAUAUUGAAGAGGCUGUCGCACUCGGAGAAAAACUCGUUGGAUUUGGAUCGGGGUUGGGAUGAGCAGCAGAUUGAGCAGUUGGCGGCGGGCGGGUGGGACGGGGCGUUGGGCUAUGCAGGGCAGGCGAGAGACGUGAGUUUUGGCUUUGCAGGUGCCCCGGGAGCUGGAGAAGGUGAUGCUGUUGCGGCGAUGGGCGGGGGAAGUGCAAUCCGGUCGAACCUCAAGUUUCAACACGGUCGUUCCGGUUCCCAAACUUCGGGUGGAAGCGGCCCUCGCGCGGCCUUCGUGCAUCCAUUCGCCCAGACACCACGCACGUCCACGCCACCGCUGUCAUAUGCCAACUCUCUGGCCUCAUUCGACAAUGGGAGGGACUGCUCCCCCACUAUCACCGAGACCGAGGACGAUGUGGGCUUUGACACCAGCGCUACAGCAUUCAUAGCGCAUGCGCCUACGCACCCUCCUCCCGCUGGGACCUCGCAGGCAAAUCUUCAACGGCCAUCUUUGAAUAGCCAGCGGACCGCCUCAUUCCCAGAAACGCCCGCAUCGAAACCGCCGUCUCUUCGCAUCAAUACUGGUCGGUCGGUUUCUGGCACUACUGCAACUUCUUCACGUCUCGCCCACAACAGUGUUUCCUCUCCGAGCCAUUCCGAACUCAACCUCGAUUCUCACAACUUGAGUGUCAGUUUGACCGGCACUCUCGACUCACCCACAGGAAGCUUGGGCGGCGGCAGUGUCAUCGCUUCGCCCCAACAACAGUCUCAAUUAUCGCCUCUUCGCACAUCGCUCGACAUGGGCGUGUUCCCCCGUCUCCGCAAUCACUCCGAAUGGGACACGGCCGCGCGCGGCGAGAGCAUCCGCGCCGCACGCCGCAAGUUCGAGGAGCGCGAACGCGAGAAGGAAGAAAAGUAUGACCGCGAGAUGAUCCGCAAGCGCGAGCGCCGUGACAACAAGGAGGCUAGCCGCAUCGAGAAGGGCGAGACUCCGAGCCGGCCCUCGAUGCAUCGCAAGAAGACACCUACGGGGCUGUCGACCGUCUCCGAGCCAGGCCCGAAACCUACCAAGCCGAAACAAUCGGCUCCGCACUUCGGGUUCUCGGCUCCGGCCGGCCACAGCGGUGGCAUCGUGCUUGGGAUCGGAAAGCGGCGACACAGCGACUCGCCCACAACCACCGCCAAGAGCGAUAAGCAGAUGGGCUUUGCCGCCCGCCGGUACGAGAGCGUUUCGGUCAUGUCCCACACACCCCCUUCGUUUGGCGUGACGGCCGAUGAGGUGCGGUUCGAUCAGGCCCAGCCGCGCCGGGUCAGCAGUGCGAAACGGAAGACCCAGGGAUAUUGGCAGGGAUUCCUCCUCUGGCUGAGGACGAAGCUGCUCCGCAUGAGCACGCGGUAGACGGUCCUCUCCACGGCGCACUUACGUUCCGCUUGGGUUAAAAAACAGUACCAAGCGGCGAGGAGGACAACAGAACCCCUCACAUUCAACAUCACAGUUACCGACACAAACAUUCACCAUUCACACCCACC
Molecule: messenger RNA, 1714 nt
Organism: Chaetomium fimeti
Lineage: Eukaryota; Fungi; Ascomycota; Sordariomycetes; Sordariales; Chaetomiaceae
Exons: 1
Coding region: 117-1583 (488 amino acids)
Source: RefSeq, a predicted model, not a curated record